Molecule: messenger RNA, 4030 nt
Organism: Cylas formicarius (sweet potato weevil)
Lineage: Eukaryota; Metazoa; Arthropoda; Insecta; Coleoptera; Brentidae
Exons: 2
Coding region: 2482-3849 (455 amino acids)
Biological process (GO): DNA integration
Molecular function (GO): nucleic acid binding
Source: RefSeq, a predicted model, not a curated record
AGCAGCGCAUUUGCCCAACCCAUCCCUUCGACAUAACUGGCGUCGACUACGCAGGUCCAUUUUCCAUGAAAAGUAAAACAGGUCGUGGUUUUAAAACUUCAAAGGUUUAUGUUGCACUUUUUAUAUGCUUUCUGACAAAGGCAAUUCAUUUGGAAUUGGUAACCGACCUCACGAAAGAUGCAUUUAUUUUAGCUUUACGUAGAUUUGUGUCUCGCAGAGGGAAACCGAGUCAAAUAUUCUCGGACAACGGAACCAAUUUUGUAGCAGCCAGUUCUGAAUUAAAUGCUUUAUACAAUUUUAUUAGAAAAAAUGGCAAAGAUUUAAUUCAUACCUUUGGACAAGAAAACGUAGAGUGGCGAUUUAUUCCGCCCCGGUCUCCACAUUUUGGUGGUUUAUGGGAAGCAGGCGUGAAAAGUAUGAAACAUCAUCUAAAGCGAGUAGUAUCCAACGUAAAUUUAACUUUUGAACAUUUUUAUACACUGCUCACACAAAUCGAAGCCAUACUAAACUCCCGACCUAUUUCUCCAUUAUCCUCAAGUCCACAUGAUCUUAGUCCUUUGACUCCCUCUCACUUUUUAUUGACCAAGCAAUUGACUACGAUACCGGAAUUGGAUCUACAGAAAAUUCCUGAAAAUCGACUUUCAAUAUACCAACACCUGCAGCAAAUGAGGCAGCAUAUUUGGGAAAGAUGGAAUAAAGAAUAUAUAUCCGAAUUGCAACAAAGGUGUAAAUGGAAGAAGACUCAAAGCACUCUCCAAGAAGGUGAUUUAGUUCUUGUGAAAGAAGAUAACCUACCGGUUAUGUGCUGGAAACUUGGAAGAGUUACGACAUUACAUCCAGGAAAAGACGGUGUUAAUCGCUUAGCGACAUUGAAAACUCAAGCUGGAACAAUUAAAAGAGCUUUUUCUAAACUUUGUCCACUACCAGUGAAGUGAAGUGAAGUGUCGCAUUGACAAUUCUUUGGCUUUGCCCUACCUUUUUUAUUUUGUGUUGAAAGUGGUAUCUUUCAAGGCUGGGGGCAUGUUAAAUAUUUUUGCUUAAUGUUACAGUUUUCAGUUAGUGCGCAUGCCUGUAACUUAUAUAAAGUUCCGCGCAGGGUGCCUUCGGAGAGAGAGACGCGAGUCGGUCGGCAUCAGUCGUAACAUAAGCGGAAAGAACUUUUAGCGUUAAUAAGAAUGUCGGGAUAAUUUGUUUCUUUUGCAAAAAUACACAGUGUUAGUCAUUUUCCGACUUUUAUUUUACCGAAAAAUUGUGUUAGUGAAAAUUGCUGAACAAUAACCCCCAAAUCAAGAACAAAAAGAUUUCAAAAUUUAGAAAAUCGUUUCAACAAAAAUCAAGCGAAAUUCGAACUGCGUAAAUGGUCAUCGAACAACCGAAAUGUGUUAAAUUACAUUUCUCGUUCAAGUAACAAUGAUGACAAAUUUGUUUUAUUUCACGAUGAAAAAGAAUUGAAAACUUUAGGGAUUUCAUGGGACCCUAAAACAGAUAUUCUAAAAUAUUCCGUCGAUUUAAAACCAAUUAACGAAAAACAUGUAACAAAACGCUCAAUACUCUCGACAGUUGCGCAAAUAUUCGACGUUCUAGGUUUAGUAGGCCCGGUAAUAGUCAAAGCAAAAAAAAAAAACAAUUGUGGCAACUAAAAUUAGAUUGGGACGAAGACGUGCCCGAAAACCUUAAAGAUAUAUGGUUACAGUUCUGCUUAGAAAUUGACAUACUAAACAAAUUAAAAAUAAACAGACAGGUUUUGGUAGUGAACGCAGAAGCUAUUGAAAUUUACGGUUUUUGUGACAGCUCGGAAAGGGCAUACGGUGCAUGUGUCUAUUUAGGUUCUAGAAAUAAACACGGCGAAAACCAAAUCAAUCUUUUAACCGCGAAAUCAAAGGUCGCGCCACUGAAAAAGCAAUCUUUAUCACGCUUAGAGGUUCUAGCUGCACAUUUAUUAGCAAAAUUAAAUUAUAAAUUAAAGGAAACUUUAAAUGUAAAAAUUCAAAAAACCACUUAUUUUACUGAUUCAACAAUCGUUUUAUCGUGGCUUAAAAUCGAACCUUGCCAUUUAAAAACGUUUGUAGCAAACCGAAUUGCAAAAAUAACAGAAAUUUCAGAAAUAAAUGAUUGGAAACAUGUAAACUCGAAAGAAAAUGCGGCAGAUAUCAAUCAUUUCGCGAGGCUUAAACCCCAAAGAACUUUUGGAGAGUGAUUUGUGGUUUUACGGUCCAUCAUUUUUGAAAAACAAUUCAGAAAUUGAGCAGGAAAAUUUAAUUUGGAAAAUUUAGAAAAUUUACCGGAAUUAAAAAACAACACAAGUACUAUCACGUUAAAUUCUACAUUAGAUGUGAACAAACCAAAAGAAAACAAAUUCGAAUUAUUUAAAAAAUUCUCAAAUUUAUCAAAAUUACAAAGAAUUGUGGCAUACAUUUGUAGAUUUAAAGAUCGAACUUUGCAAAAAAUUCCAAUAACGACACAAGUUUUAACAGUUCAAGAAUGAAUGAUGAAGAUGAAGCAUUUUUAAUUCUUCUUCGUUUAGCACAAAUUGAAGAUUUUAAAGAAGAAAUUUCUAACAUUCAACAAUCAGGUGCCAAUAACAUUCUUCGAGUAGGUGGGAGAUUAAAAAAUUCAAACUUGAAAUUUGAUCAUGAAUUGACAGAUUUAUUAAUACGCAAAAUUCAUCUUGAAAAUUUACACGUAGGAACACAAAAUUUACUGUCAAUUAUUAGAUUACAAUUUUGGCCAGUAAAUGGUAAAAACGCUGUAAAACGAAUAGUUAAGAGUUGCAUUAGGUGCUACCGCGCGAAUCCAAAACCAGGAAAAUUUUUAAUGGGAUCUCUACCGAGUUCUAGAGUAACGCCGAGCAGACCUUUUGCAAAUUGCGGAGUUGACUAUGCAGGUCCAAUCUUCGUUAAGGAAGGAACCUUACGUAAGAGUAAGUUAGUAAAAACUUAUAUAUGUAUUUUUAUUUGUUCUGCAACAAGAGCAAUACAUAUAGAGUUAGUAAUGGAUUUGACUACAGAUAGUUUUUUGAAUGCUUUAAAGAGAUUUUGUUCACGACGCGGGAAAGCAACCAAUAUUCAUUCAGAUAACGGUUUGAACUUUGUCGGGGCAAAUAACCAUUUUUUAGAACUACACAAAUUAGUCAAUAACAAAGAACAUAACGACAAAGUUUAUUCUUUUCUGGCUGAGGAUAAGAUAAAUUGGCAUUUUUUACCAGCAAGAUCGCCUCAUAUGGGAGGCUUAUGGGAAGCGGCAGUCAAAUCAACAAAGUUUCAUCUCAGACGUGUAUUAGGUGAAUCAUCUUUAAAUUAUGACGAAAUGUACACAUUACUAGUGCAAAUAGAGUCAUGUUUAAAUUCGCGUCCCUUGACUGCAAUUUCUAAUGACGUUUAUGAUUAUACACCUUUAACCCCUUCACAUUUCCUCAUAGGCGACUCACUCGUUAGUCCUCCUCAAUUGGACGUAAAAAAUGAAAACAUUUCUCGAUUGUCGAGGUAUCACAGACUACAGCAAUUGUACCAACAGUUUUGGCAACGUUGGUCGAAGGAAUAUCUUGGCAGUCUUCAACUACGAUCCAAAUGGCAAAGGGAUUCAGCUGACAGCGUAAGGCCUGGUGCAUUGGUCGUAUUAGUUGAAGACAACGUACCCCCACUACGCUGGCCUAUGGCUCGUGUUACUGAAGUUCAUAGUGGUUCAGACGGUAUAGUGAGAGUUUUGUCAGUGCGCUUACCGAAUGGUACAAUUUUAAAACGCUCAGUGGCAAGAGUAUGUUUUCUGCCUGUAGAAAAUAUACUUUUCAACGGGGGCGGCAUGUUUGGCUUUGUGAAAGACUCGGCAACAAGGCUAACAGUGCGAACCUAGCGCGACUGAGGGGCGGCACGACGAGAGCCAGAGAGAGCUUUGCAAGACGUCGACAGAGACGGUCGGAAGUAAGAAGCGAGACGGAGCGAGGGCGAAAAGUCGGCAAGAGCAAAGCGAGCCGUCACAGAAUUUGUUAUUAAGUUUUCUUCGUUUCUAAGUGUUUCUUAAAAAUAAAACAGUA